GCGGUGUUGCGCCCCGCCCCCGCCACUUUCUUUUCGUUCUUUUAAUAGUUUGGCUGACAACUGACACUGCGAAGGAUCAGCGCUCUGAAUUACGCGGGCAUAUAUUCUAAAGAUUCCGCUUGUCCCAGGAGACCAAUAUGAAUUUGUGGGCAAUAUAUAAAUGAUUUCUCGAUAUUUUAUUAAAAAUCUGUAAGAAAACCCUUCCCCCAUCUCGCCCCUCCCCGGAAGAAAAACAUCAAUUGCAGCAAGCGGUGGGCGUAUGGUCAUGGGAGCUACCGGCUCAAGACUGGAAAGGGCGCUCGGAGAUCAAUUUCCUGAAGGCGAACGCUACUUUGGCCUCGAGAAUUUCGGCAAUACUUGUUACUGCAACAGCGUUCUUCAGGCUCUUUAUUUUUGUGUUCCUUUUAGAGAGCAAUUGCUGGAAUAUUAUAAUCGCACAAAGACAGGGGGGGAUCCAGAGGAGAAUCUCCUCACAUGCUUGGCUGACCUCUUUACUCAGAUUUAUUCCCAGAAAAAGAAGACAGGUGUUAUCGCGCCAAAACGUUUUGUUCAACGGGUGAGGAAACAAAAUGAACUUUUCCGUAGUUAUAUGCACCAGGAUGCACAUGAAUUCUUGAAUUUUCUCUUGAAUGAGCUUGCGGACAUUUUGGAAAAGGAAGCCAAUGCAGCUAAGAAAUUCUCUGGAAAUCUAGCCCUGCCAGAGAAGGUUGUAAAUGGCAAAUUGAAUGGAACAACCAAUGGUAACCAACAACAACAACAACCUGUUACGUGGGUUCAUAAAAUUUUUCAGGGAACUCUUACAAACGAGACAAGAUGUUUAUGCUGUGAGACAAUUACUGCCAGAGAUGAAACUUUUCUGGAUCUUAGUCUGGAUAUUGAACAGAAUAGCUCUAUUACAAGCUGUUUGCGCAACUUCAGCUCAACUGAAACCCUGAAUGCUGAGGAUAAGUUUUUUUGCGACAAGUGCUGCAGCCUGCAAGAAGCACAGAAGAGAAUGAAAAUAAAGAUUCCACCACGUAUACUUGUGAUCCAUUUGAAGCGCUUUAAGUAUAUAGAACAACUUGGACGAUACAAGAAGCUAUUCUAUCGAGUUGUUUUCCCCAUGGAACUAAAAUUAUGUAAUACAACUGAUGAUGCGCCAGGUUCAGAUGCUGAGUACUCACUAUUUGCUGUUGUGGUUCACGUAGGAAGUGGUCCAAAUCAUGGACACUACAUCAGUCUUGUCAAGAGCCAUAAUCAUUGGCUCUUUUUUGAUGAUGAAAAUGUAGAAAUGAUUGAUGAAUCUGUUGUGCCGUCAUUCUUUGGCACAGCACAGGAAUAUUCAAAUAAUACGGAUCAUGGAUAUAUUCUGUUCUAUGAAUGUUUAGCUCAGGGUUCAUAAGGCGUUGGUAUUGUUGUGUUUACCAACACAUUGUUACCAGCCUAUGUAUCUUGGAAAUUACUGAGAGAUGUGUAUGGCCGGGUGUAUAUUUUUUCCAUUGUUGAGGCUGCAAUAUGCAGAAGCUCCUUUACAAUUCAAAUCAAGACUAGCUCCUGCAAUUUGCACAGCAGAAAUGGUAUCCUAUCAAGAAGUUUAGUCAGGACUGGUAAAAGCUUUCUAGACUCGCAUUAUUGGGCAAUGAAAAUGGAAGUGGCUUCUUUCCUUUACAUGUUGAAAAAUAGGAUUGGUGUAAUAUUGCAUUGUUGACUUUCAGUUCUUUGUGGUUCGAUGGAUGGGACUUGGGAGAAAGCUAUUCAGGUGCUCGUUAUUUCUGAACGAGUUCUGUUUGCAAUUGGAAUAAAGAAUGAUAUGCUUUGGUUUUCCCUA
This is a messenger RNA of Cryptomeria japonica (Japanese cedar), 1807 nucleotides long. Its product is annotated as ubiquitin carboxyl-terminal hydrolase 3. Gene Ontology annotation, molecular function: cysteine-type deubiquitinase activity; cysteine-type endopeptidase activity. The transcript is spliced from 6 exons. Bases 260 to 1381 code for a protein of 373 amino acids. Gene Ontology annotation, biological process: protein deubiquitination. Lineage: Eukaryota; Viridiplantae; Streptophyta; Pinopsida; Cupressales; Cupressaceae. Gene Ontology annotation, cellular component: nucleus; cytosol. The record is from RefSeq and is a predicted model, not a curated record.